Messenger RNA from Cygnus olor (mute swan), 4692 nucleotides. It is a transcript of the gene ELF1, whose product is annotated as E74 like ETS transcription factor 1. Bases 1768 to 3651 code for a protein of 627 amino acids. Gene Ontology annotation, cellular component: nucleus. The record is from RefSeq and is a predicted model, not a curated record. NCBI's taxonomy places the organism in Eukaryota, Metazoa, Chordata, Aves, Anseriformes, Anatidae. The transcript is spliced from 9 exons. Gene Ontology annotation, molecular function: DNA-binding transcription factor activity, RNA polymerase II-specific; sequence-specific DNA binding. Gene Ontology annotation, biological process: regulation of transcription by RNA polymerase II; cell differentiation.
AUGAAAGCAGCGCUCGGGAGGGGAGCACUGUGGAGCGGCCGUAGUUCUGCGUGUCCCUCUGGCUGUUUCGGUGCUUUCCAGAAUAUGACAGUUUUGGAAGUGUUUGUGAUUUUUAAUGCGUGUUAGGCGUGCUGUCUGUCGCCUUUGGGACGUGUCAGGGUCUGGGCGCUGGCCGUGCGGUAUGCGCGAUCCUCGCGUUUGGAAGCGCGCUGCACGUCAAGGCGGACCCGCUGGGCAAGCGGGGUCCCAGGUGGUUCGGGCGAGGUUUUGGAUACCAGCACCGUGGCUUUGAGCACCUUUGCUGUGCCGACACCUUCCCGGUGUCAUCCCGAGCUGCCCCAAAAUGGCAGGCUCGGAGGGGCCGAAGGUGGGUCGCUCUUGACGCCCGGCUGCAGGUCUCCUUCUGCCCAAGCAACCUCUGCGUGCUACUAAAAUACAGGAGGUUAAAUCCCGUCGCCCCGAAAAAUGGGCAGGUGCUCGCUCUUCCCCUGGGAAUUACUAGGAAAUGAUAAUAAUGGGGAUCGCGCGUGUGGCAGAGGGACCGAGCACUUAAAAAAUGGGGUUAGCGGUGGUUGAAGUGGACCGGGAAAGUCCCCGAGGUGGUUGUGCUGUGUCGAAUUACUUUUCAGCUUUCAGUGGAGGAAAAAUACCUUGAUACUCUUAAUUAUAUACUUCUGGACUCUUGUGGACGAAUGAGUGUUCCCACCUUGUUCGCAGCUGAGCAGAAAUGUAUGCUAAUAUCUUUAGAAAUUUGGUUUGAGUAGAUAACUUUGGACCCCGUAUGUCAGCCUCUCAGUUGAGAAACAGAGCCAAAUGUCUUCUGAAAAUGCAGUGACAGGGAACUCAAACUCUUACGCAGAGGGAGAUACUUCCCAGUUUCGUUUGCUGUCUGAAGCCUGUAUCUGACAGCAUAAUGGAGUCUUGCUUAAUGCUGUAAUUGGUUACAGGGGAGGGAGGGAGAGAGGCAACCAUUAAAUAAGUGGUCAUGUUUGGGGUGAGACGGUCUCUUAUCUUCAGUCCUUUCCAGCUACUGCCUGUAUCUUCCUUCUGCACCUUACGGUAUGGUGUGUUUUUACUGUCUUUUGAUUUUACGUUUUGCAUUUUUUCUGUCUUAAAGCAACAUUUUUUUUGCGAGGGCUUUGGGAAUUUACUUGGUGCAUUGUUUCACUCUGAAACAUCCAUGGAGGAAACGAUAAAGCUACAGUGGAACCACUUGGAAAAAAAAUGUUUUCAGUAGAUGGUAGAAGUUUCUUACUGAAGAAUUCUUUAAGAGAUUUGCAUCUUCCGUGUUUUUUUUCGUCAUGAGUUUUAUUUUCGGACCUUAGGACCGAGGUAACGAUUGUCUGCCGCGCUCGCAGCCGACAGAGCGUGAGCCUCCCUUUCCUUACCUCUUUCCUCCACUUCUUUUUUUUUUUGUGUACCGGACCCCAUCAAGACAGCCAGCCUCAACAUUUCAGCUAUCCUGUCCUAAGUCGGCUCCCAAGUCGCAGCUGCUUAUCUUGGGCAGAACGUUUUUUCUGUGCUAAAGGAGAUAAAAGGCUGCCCACGUGGGAAAACCACCUCAGGAAAGGAUUUCCCUUGGUUUGUUUCCCUUUGAGAAGAGAAGGACCCGGGAAUGCUGAUGAUUAAGAAAUACUAAAACUGACACUUGGUUCGUUUCGCCAUCCUGCCUUUCUGCCCCGCUGGACCUUGGUGACGCUCGCCAUCCUUUGACAUUUGGGAACGUUUUUCUUCUUAUGUGGAGCUGAGACCUGGGAAUGCGUUAUUAUGGCAGCAGUUGUACAGCAGAAUGAGCUCGUGUUUGAAUUCGCCAGCAACGUCAUGGAGGAUGAGCAGCAGCUUGGUGAUCCAUCCAUUUUCCCUGCUGUCAUCGUGGAACACGUCCCUAGCGCAGACCUCCUACACAACUACUCCGGCUUAACCUGCGUGGACGAACCCAGUGACAUGAUCACUGAGAGCUCUCUGGAUGUCGCAGAGGAGCAAAUCAUAGAAGACGAUGAUAUCACCCUCACAGUUGAAGCAUCUUGUCAUAAUGGGGAUGAAACAAUUGAAACAAUUGAGGCUGCCGAAGCACUUCUCAAUAUGGACUCCCCUGGUCCAAUGCUGGAUGAAAAAAGAAUAACAACUAUGUUUGGUGCAACUGAAGAUGAAGAUAUGGUAGCUCCUAUUACGCAUGUGUCAGUCACACUUGAUGGGAUCCCUGAGGUGGUGGAAGUUCACCAAGCCCCAGACCCUUACGCUGAGUCACCAGAGACUCCUGAAUUUGAACAACCAAAGAAGAAAAAAGGGAAGAAGCCAAAACCCUCUCGUCCUGAGUCCCCUACUACAACUCCGAACAUAUCUGUGAAAAAGAAAAACAAAGAUGGAAAGGGAAAUACAAUUUAUCUUUGGGAGUUUUUACUAGCACUGCUCCAGGACAAAGCUACAUGUCCUAAAUAUAUCAAAUGGACUCAAAGAGAGAAGGGCAUUUUCAAACUAGUCGAUUCCAAGGCUGUUUCCAGGUUGUGGGGAAAACACAAAAACAAACCUGACAUGAAUUAUGAAACAAUGGGUAGAGCUCUCAGAUAUUAUUACCAAAGAGGAAUACUGGCCAAAGUAGAAGGUCAGCGCCUAGUGUAUCAAUUUAAAGAAAUGCCAAAAGAUCUCGUCUAUAUAGAUGAUGAGGAUGCAAGCCCUAGCACUGAAUCAUCAGAUUCAACUUUGCUCUCAACUCCUGUGGCCAGUAGAAACCAGUCGAGCAGAUCUAGAGCGUCUGCGAACACUGGAACAAAGGGAGGAUCCACCACAGUUCUAAAAACAGGAAAUUCGAAGCCUGCUAAGCUUAAGGAGCACGUAGAAGUUGUACAGCAGCAGACACCUGGCUUGACUUCAGAAGUUCUGAGGACAAUGCAGUCUACGCAGCCAGUACAUCCCACUCAGCUUUUUCGGACAGUUCAUGUAAUGCAGCCAUUGCAGUCCAUCACAGAAGGACAAGCGGCUGUAACCAGCAAUGUUGCAGAUGAAACGUUAAAUCCGUCAGUUCAGAAUAUAAGGACUUUACAGACUCCAACCCAAGUUCCAGUGGUUGUUUCUCCUGGAAAUCAGCAGCUGCAUACUGUAACACUCCAGACGGUGCCUCUUACUACGGUGAUAGCCAGCACAGAUCCAGCCUCAUCAGCAACACCCCAAAAAUUUAUUUUACAAGCCAUUCCUACUUCACAGCCCAUGACAGUUCUUAAAGAAAAUGUCAUGCUACAGUCUCAGAAGCCAGUCUCGCCUUCUUCCUCAAUUGUGUUGAGCCCAGCACAAGUUCAGCAGGUUCUCACCAGCAGUGUGCAGACAAUUUGCAAUGGAACAGUCAACAUGGCUUCAUCUCCUUCCUUCACUGCCACUACCCCAGUGGUAACUUUUUCACCCAGCAGUUCGCAGGUGGUCGCUCAUCCAUCUGGCACAGUGAUCACCUCAGUUAUUAAAGCACCAGAAACGAAACAGAUCGGCGUACAAGGAGCGCUAAAAGAAGAAGACAGUGACAAAUUAGAUGAUACCGAGCAGUCGGAGCAGAGGUUUCAGCAGCAACCGUUUGUGAUGGUAGUAUCCAGUUCAAAUGGUUUCCCAUCUAACGUGCAAGUGAAGCAAGAAGAUGAGCCAUUGGAACCCAAUUCAUAUCAAUAAAUUUUUAAAAAAGACCCUGUGGAUGAUUAUUUUCAUAAAUGUGAUGGGACCUUUUCAGUUAUGUAUAUAUGAUUUGAUUCAGAAGCAAGAUGUUAUAAAGCUACUUAAUUUCUGCAGAUAAUUGUUAGAAUUCAUGCUUUAGAACGGAUUUUGAUUUUCUGUUAAUUGCUAAAUGUUAUCAUAUAAAUAAAAUUAUAUAUUACUCGUUUCAAAAUACAGGCAUGAAGGAACAUGCUUUUCUAUGAAGACUUUCUAAAAGUUUCAGACUUCUUUCUUACUGUACGUUUUCAGCCUGUUGCUGAUUUACAUUGCAGUAACAUUAUUAUAACCUUUUCUGUUUAAUCUAUACAUGUAUCACUUAACUUUUGAAGCAACAGUUACUUUUAAUGGGACAUUUUCAUUCCAUGUGUAUGAAUUUUUAUGAUCAAGUAUCUGUUUCAUAUCAGUGAAUUUACAUCAGUUUUAGGCUCUGAUAACCAGGUAUCCUCUUGCAUUUUUUUUGCAGCACAAGCUAUUGUGUGUGCAAAAUUGAAUAUACACUCCUAUUGAGAGUACAAAAAGCAUUUAUUCCAGUAAUGGACAAUGCCAUGUCUAUAUUUUAUACGAAAACAUCAGAUAUAUUUAAUUACAGAAGCUAACGGCAUCACUACAGGUGCAGAUGUUUCAUGCCAUUUUGUGACUAUGAAGCUUAACAAUCUUGCUUUCUACUUCAGAUUGUUUUGUAAGGGGGGAGGGAAAUGAAAUAUAUACGAUUUAUGCAGGUGUUCUGAGAUUAAUACUUCUAAGAGUUCUUUUUGAUUGUAAAUAAUGUACAUUCAAUGUCACAAGGAAGUUUUUUCAGCUAAUUUGUUUCCAUACAAAUUUUUGAUAGAUGCAAAUAAGAUCAUUAUGUUUAGAGGUCUAAUGUUAUAUGUAUUCAUAUUACAGAGUGAAUUUGUAUUUAAAGACAAAUUUUUAAAUGAUGGAGCCCUCUGAACCUUGGGUCCUUGCCUUUUGUAUUUUUAAUUGGUUUAUUAUGAAAAUAAAUCAAGCGGAAAAACA